UGGGUGUUUUGAAUCACGCUUCGGAUCAGUGGUUUCGACACAUCUGCGCUUCGGGAUCUCGCAAAGCUUCGGAACGACUGUUUCGCGUCAGCCAUCCCUGGUGCUGAGUGGGUCAGACCUCUCGAAUAGGAGGGGCAGUUUAUGGUUGCUUAAUUAUUACCCGUCUUUACCCAGCUCAACGACUAAUUACGUUUUGCUUAAUUGUUAAUUUAAAGGAGCGGAAAGUGUCCGAAGGCGCCCACGGUAAAGCGGGAUUGGUUUGCAGAUUUGGCUCUUUAAUUUAAACGAGGACGAUGACAGAAAGUUUUCUAUUGCAUCUCUUUAUCCUGACUUUAAUAGCAAAGUUUAGUGAUGUUAGCGCCUCUCCGCGGAGCUCUGACCCCCGUAUACGCUACCCAUCCAGUCGGUCGCAGACAAGUGAACAUUACAAGCCCUCAAAACAAGCAAAAGAUUCACCCUGGAGACCUUAUACGCGUGUUAAAACUGUAGCCGUUUUUUGUCACGAGAAUAUCAUGGAGAUUAAAAUUAAAACUGAUCUGUUUGAUGUGGGUUUACCCGUGGAUCCUACGGAGCUGCGGCUCGGCAUUGACACUCAAUUGGUUCCUUCGUGUAAAGUGGUCGCGUUUUCUUCUAACGCGUACAUUAUAGCGGCUGAUCUUACAGACUGUGGCACUCAACAUUGGAUUACAGAUGAGUCUCUUAUCUACACCAACCUCCUCAUCUUCUCUCCACAACCAUCACUGGAUGGAGUGAUUCGCUUUGAGGAGGCCAUAGUUCCCAUUGAAUGUUAUUACAGCAGGAAGUUUGAUGUAAACAGUAACCCCAUCAGACCAACAUGGAUUCCUUACAGUUCAACACAAUCUGCAGUGGAAGACUUGCAGUUUUCACUAAAGCUAAUGACAAGUGAUUGGAGCUCUGAACGGGCAUCUGCUGUGUAUUUUCUUGGUGACAUCAUAAACAUGGAAGCCUCAGUUCUUGAAAAACAUCACGCUAAUCUCCAUGUGUUUUUUGAGAGCUGUGUUGCCACAGUGACUCCUGAUAUUAACUCUGUUCCCAGAUACACAUUUAUUGAAAACCAUGGGUGUUUUGUGGAUGGACAGCUAACAGGCUCAAAAUCUAGUUUCCUGCCCAGAAUUCAGAAUAACAAGCUCCAACUCCAGCUGGAUACUUUUAACUUCUACAAAGAGAAGAGGCCACAGAUAUACAUCACUUGUACUCUUCAAGCUUAUCCUGUAAUGGAUGUAGUUAAUCUUAUUCAUAAAGCAUGUUCCUUCAUCGAUGGAAGCUGGAGUUCUGCUGAUGGAGGUGACUGGGCUUGUUACACCUGCAAAAAACAGGAGUUUGCUCCGUCCUUCCGUGCCACACAGACACAAUCUUCUUCUUCUCCCAAAAUGGACCAGACCUUAUCUAUCCAAAGGCUCAGCAAGAUCCAGCCCAGAAUGCAGGAGGGUUCAAGAGGUUCAGCUAAAUUUAUGCAGACACCAAUUGAGGCUGCUCCAUCCUGGAGGAGGUUAAAUAUCCCUCAGGACGAGAGUGGAUUAGUGGGAGGGGAACAGAAAUCUCUGGGUCCACUGGCCAUAUUUUCAAAGAAAACUAAAAUGGGUUUUUUGACUCCACCAAGAGUGAAGGAAGGUGUUCCUCCUUUGCCCUCUUUCAAGGAUCAAUUGCCAAUGCCUCAUGGCAGCCUAUGGAAAAAUGACUUUGAAGAAAACAUAACUCAUCUCACCUCCAUGGAACAAACUGUACAACCGGUUAUCACUAAAAGUGAAGCAGAUUCCCAGGACCUGGAGGAUGAUGGUGAGGAAGAGGGGGGUGAUAAAGAUGAUUAUGGUGAGGAUAGUAAUGCUGCAGAUAAAGAUGGCCAUGAAGAAGAAAAAGAUGCUGGAAAAGAUAAUAAAGACAUGUGGAAGACCAAAGUCUUGCCAGAAGAAGAUUUUGAAGAGAUUUUUACAACUCCUACCCCUGCAAAUGAGAAACCCUUUGAAGCACACAAACUGACCACAAACUCUUCACUGUUGGAUGAGGUGGUGUCUGCUGAUGCUUAUCACGCUCUUAAAGACUUAUAAACUUAUUAAAUCUCAAGACUAUAGAUGCUGCUAGAUGUGUAAACUGUGGUUCAAAACUACUGCAUAUAAAACAGCCAGAAAUCAAUACAUAAUAAAUUAUACAUGUUCAAAUUUGUAAUUAUUUCAUAAAUUUCUGUUUCACAUUCCUUAUUUGAAUGAACUGAAUAUUCACACACUUAAUGGAUAUAUUACUGCUCAUUGUUUAAGUGUAUAUGGCAGUGGCUGUUCUAGACAAAUUUCACUAGAGGGGCCAGUGUUUAACCAGAGGGGCACAUUAAAAAAGGGCAACAAAUGAUAUUUAAAGGUAUAGUUUACCCAAAAAUGAAAAUUCUGUCAUUUACUCCCCCUUAUGUUGUUACAAACUUGUAUACAUUUCUUCUGGGGCCCGUUCUUCGUACGUCGCUUAAUACAUCCGAGAUCAAAUGAGACAUCCGAGAAGUUUAGAUCUGGCUAAUUAUAAUCUCGCUUAUUUGGUUCUUUGAACACCACUGCUGUUGAUGAUUAUUAUGGCAGGAUUGAAUUAUCUGAGAUCACUGCGCGUUCGUGCACUGCAAGAAAAGUCAAUACAUAUCGAUAGUAGAAACACUGAUCAGCCAUGCUGUGAUUGGCCAGUUGUUACAAUGGCCAAGAACACGCCCAUUUUUAACCCCUGCAGUCUGAGAGGUAUUGAUGGAAGGUUGUGAACGUUUUAUGUGACUGAAUUUAAAAAACCCAGUUAAAGCUACUUUAGUACAUAAAUCACCAUAAAUAAUUCAAAAUUUUCUGUAAAAAUAUAAUCUUGAUAUCUUUACUAUGCUUGUCAAAGAUUGAAAUUAAUGAUUGUAAUUAAAAUUUGAUGCUCCUAAAGUACUUUAAGUCUCUUUUAAAAACAGUUAAAUGCUAUUUUGUCUGUUUGUAACAGCAACAUAAAAAGCAGAAUAAAACAGGUGGUGGUCCUCCAUCUUCAUGUAAUGUGCUGGCAGGAGUGAUGUCUCUAAACUGGCUGAUUGUGCAGAUCAUCUCUGGAGGCAGCUGCUCUUUCUUAAACCCACAGCCAA
This is a messenger RNA of Paramisgurnus dabryanus, 3103 nucleotides long. RefSeq lists its product as uncharacterized. The record is from RefSeq and is a predicted model, not a curated record. Gene Ontology annotation, cellular component: extracellular matrix. Gene Ontology annotation, molecular function: acrosin binding. Lineage: Eukaryota; Metazoa; Chordata; Actinopteri; Cypriniformes; Cobitidae. Gene Ontology annotation, biological process: positive regulation of acrosome reaction; binding of sperm to zona pellucida; egg coat formation.